Colletotrichum truncatum is the source of this 327-nucleotide messenger RNA. RefSeq names its product DNA helicase. The record is from RefSeq and is a predicted model, not a curated record. NCBI's taxonomy places the organism in Eukaryota, Fungi, Ascomycota, Sordariomycetes, Glomerellales, Glomerellaceae.
AUGGAAUGGGCGAAAUUCAAGGCCAACAAGCUUAUCAAAGCUAAUGUCUGCUUCCGAACUAUCGACAAUUCAAUGAGCGCUGAGAUUGGCUGCAUGCCGGAAGCCCAGUUCUGGAGUCCUAUUGCUCUCUUCGACGCGGAACUCGCCGUCGCAACGGGCGAUACGCGUCAAUUCAAGCCCACGUCCCAGAGUCUCGACAACUACAACCGUGGACCGAAUGGUGCUAAAUGGCACUCUACCUUUGGCUUCCAGCGUACAUUUAUCGUCGGAUUCUCUUCUACUCUGGACGUCUGCCAGCAGGGUAACAUCAUGGUUAUCACUCCUUAA